ACAAACCAAAAAAUACUUGCUUAUAUCAGCCGCAGGUCCUUUCAAGCAAGCCACUAGCAAAAUUCCGAUAGAGAGAAAAAGAUAAACGCUAUUGUCCACUUGAAGAACAAGCUUUUCUCCUUGUAAUUCCUUCGAUUCUCUCCCGCCAAUGGAAAUGGAAAACAAUGCAGUGUACUCUUGUAAGUAGUGAUUUUCAGAAAGUUUUAGACAAAGGAAAGGAGUCAUUAGAAUUGAGACUCGAGAAAAACAGUUGUUCCAGGGGAAUAAGUACGGAUUCUAAAGUGUCUUCUUUUGCAUGGAGAAAUUUUUUUGAUUACAGACGUGCCAUCAUUAGUUGUCUUACACUCGAAUCUGAUGGACUCUGGAGAAUUGUUGCACUACCACCACAAUACUUAGAUAGCUUGAAUCUGAGCUGCCUGCCUCAAAUGAAUCAGUUUACAGCUGGGAGAAAAUUGGUGCAGAAAGGCCCUGCUUCCAAUGGUACAUAUUCAUUUAAUUCACUCAGAUGUAGAAGCCUGCUGGAGUCCAAUAAAAAGUUACUGGAUAGUAAAGCAAUUAAGUCACCAAAACAAUCCUCUGGCAAGUUCCCUUGUACAAGUUCAUGCUCCGGCUCUGCUUUGAUGUCAAGUGACUCUAUUGCAAUCUCUGACAUUCCCGUUGAUGGAGCUAAAAUGCAGAGAUAUGGGAAGAAAAAUCCAAGAAAGAAGGCAAAAAAGAAAGAAAUAGAAUGUAAGAAUAUAUCUUCUGAUUUUGUCUCUGCUGAAACAGAAGUAUCACUCCAGGAUUCUGCCCGUGCAAGUUUUUUGUCAGAAGCAUGUGGCAGUAAUGAUUCAGAUUUUAGAGAUAGAUCUGUUUUAUGCUCGAUUGCACAAGAAACUUUUCUGCCAGAUUUUGAACAAGAUUCUGUGAUUCAGCCACUUGGAACUGUGGAUUCAGUAUCAUCUGAAAUUGUUGACGGACAUUCAUCUAAGGUUUCAUCUUUGGCAAUAAAGAAUUUCAGUGGGUAUUAUAAAGUUUGUGGAUCUGAAAACCAGGCCCUAAUCAACGUGCCUGGUUGUAUCCAUGUCGAUGUGGGGCUAAAUUCAAGAGAGAGGUUUAUUGCUGGCAGCUGCAAUGAUUUUUGCUCUAAGGAUUAUUUGGAUAAUAUUUCCCGUGAUUCUAAGUGGGUUAGUUUAAACGGUAACUGUGAUGAUCUGAACUUAAAAUUAAAUGAAAAGCAAGGUUUUGGAGUUGAUCUGUUGGAAGAACGAAGUUCUCCUUCUCAGAACUCAGCAAGAGAUGAGGUAGAUCUGAAUGCUGAAGUGGAGAAAGCUAAUCUUGGUAUUCGGGGAUGUACUGUUAGUGAAACUUGUUCAGUUUUACCUGGAAAGAAAACUAAGCAAAAUAAAAAAUUGACCGGGAGUUCAAGGAUGAAUAGAUAUGGUGGUUUGGGGAGUUCACAAAGACGUACGGGAAAGGAAAACAGACAUACUGUCUGGCAAAAGGUUCAAAGAAGCAGUAGUGGUGGAUGUUCUGAACAGUUAGACCAAGUUAGUCCUAUCAGCAAACAGUUUAAAGGCAUUUGUAAUCCUGUUGUUGGUGUACAAAUGCCAAAGGUCAAGGAUAAAAAAACGGGGAACAAAAAACAGCUGAAAGAAAAAUGUCCCAGGAGGUUGAAAAGAAAAAAUACUUCAGGACAAGAGAAGAUAUAUCGUCCUACAAGGAAUAGUUGUGGUAGUAAUACAAGUUCAAUGGUUCACAAACCACCAAAUGAAAAGUUGGAUGUUCGAUCUAUGGGUUUUGACAUAAGAAGAUCAAGUGGCGAUCCAAGAUCUUGUUUUCAAAAUGAUUCUACUGAUAAAUGCACAAAUUCUGAAUCAGUUGAAAGUAAACAAGUCCAUCUAGAUGAAUUGAUCUCAAACAAACUUAUCAACGAUGGUUUGAGCAGUCAAAAAGUAGAGAAUGACUCUAGCUCAUUGCCAAAGUCAUGCAACUCCUCAAAUCAGUCAAAUCCAGUAGAGGUUAAGUCUCCUGUUUACCUUCCUCAUCUUUUUUUUCAAAAAGUAGGGAACGACUCUAGCUCAUUGCCAAAGUCAUGCAACUCCUUAAAUCAGUCAAAUCCAGUAGAGGUUAAGUCUUCCGUUUACCUUCCUCAUCUUUUCUUUCAAGCAACAAAAGGAAGUUCCCUGGAUGAACGCAGCAAGCAUGACACCCAAUCUAGAUCACCUCUUCAGAACUGGUUGCCAAGUGGAGCAGAAGGUUCCAGAUCGAUCACCUUGGCCAGACCUGAUUUUUCAUCUCUGAGAGAUGCAAAUACGCAGCCUGCUGAGUUUGGCACUUUGGAAAAAUCAAUUAAAGAAAGAGUCAAUUGCAACGUACUAAAUCCUGUUUCUGAUGUAAUUGAGGGGAUCCAGCAUUAUAGAGAUAGGGAUGAUGGUCCUUUAGAACAUGAAUGUGGGGUGCAGAAGAUGUAUGGCUAUGAUACAACCACACUACAGGAUCAUAAGUCUGAGUUCGAUGUGGAUGAACAUUUUAAUUGCAAAUCCUCAUGUGAAGAUGUGUCUAGAAUGGAACAAGCAGUGAAUAAUGCAUGUAGGGCGCAAUUGGCAUCUGAAGCUAUUCAAAUGGAAACUGGUUGUCCAAUUGCAGAGUUCGAAAGAUUCCUUCAUUUAUCCUCCCCUGUUAUCGACCAGAGACCCAAUUCAAGCAGUGACAUUUGCCCAAGAAAUCUGCCUGGUGAUGUGAUACCAUGUAGCAACGAGACUACCAACAUUUCUUUGGGUUGCCUGUGGCAAUGGUAUGAAAAACAUGGCAGCUAUGGCUUAGAAAUAAAAGCCAAGGGUCAGGAAAAUUCAAAUGGAUUUGGUGCUGUUAACUCUGCAUUCCGUGCAUAUUUUGUCCCAUUUCUUUCAGCUGUUCAACUAUUUAAGAGCCGUAAAACUCAUGUGGGAACAGCUACUGGUCCUUUGGGAUUUAAUUCAUGUGUAAGCGAUAUAAAAGUGAAGGAGCCCUCUACUUGUCAUCUUCCAAUAUUUUCACUCCUUUUUCCCAAGCCCUGUACUGAUGAUACAAGCGUUCUGCGGGUUUGUAAUCAGUUUCAUAGUUCAGAGCAACAUUUAGCGUCUGAGAAGAAGAAGUCUUCAGAACAAUCGGCGAGCCUACAAUUAUCUGGAGAAUCAGAACUUAUUUUUGAAUAUUUUGAAGGGGAACAACCUCAACUGAGAAGGCCAUUAUUUGAUAAGAUACAUCAGCUAGUCGAGGGAGAUGGCUUGCAAGGAAAAAUAUAUGGUGAUCCGACCGUACUCAAUUCCAUUACUUUGGAUGAUCUGCAUGCUGGAUCAUGGUACUCAGUGGCAUGGUAUCCCAUUUAUAGGAUACCGGAUGGAAACCUUCGAGCUGCAUUUUUGACUUACCAUUCGCUAGGACAUUUUGUUUCUAGAACUUCCCAAGAUACAAAUUCUUGCUUAGUCUGUCCAGUCGUGGGUCUUCAAAGUUAUAAUGCACAGAAUGAAUGCUGGUUUGAACCUAGAGACAGUACGCGUACGUCCACGUUUACCUCCAACUUAAAUCCUCCUAGAAUCCUCCAGGAGCGCCUGAGGACCCUGGAAGAGACUGCAUCUCUCAUGGCCAGAGCUGUUGUUAAGAAAGGAAAUCUGAAUUCUGGAAACACGCAUCCAGAUUACGAGUUCUUCCUCUCGCGGCGAUUCUAGUUACGUAACCAGAGGUUUCAUGCUUAGAACUUAUCAAGGAAAUUCUUUCCUUUUUGUUAAUACUUUUGAGAAUUUUGUUUAGGUUAGGACCCUAAUCUCCAGUAGGAUCUAAGAGGAGCUGAUCUUAGUCUGUAAUGUAUUUACAUUUGGUUUUUUCUUUUUUUGUUCCUUUUCCAUCUUUCUAUGCCUACUCUUUCAGGCAGUGAAACUUUCAUUUGUAUAUAUUGAUUUGUACACAAAUUACUUCUCGUGUAAUAAUGAAUGUCUCCUGAUUUUUAGAGAUUGUAAGCAUUUGCUUUUU
Cucumis sativus (cucumber) is the source of this 3990-nucleotide messenger RNA. RefSeq lists its product as uncharacterized. The record is from RefSeq and is a predicted model, not a curated record. The coding region runs from base 165 to 3689 and encodes 1174 amino acids. The transcript has 7 exons. NCBI's taxonomy places the organism in Eukaryota, Viridiplantae, Streptophyta, Magnoliopsida, Cucurbitales, Cucurbitaceae.